This is a messenger RNA of Hibiscus syriacus, 903 nucleotides long. RefSeq names its product GDSL esterase/lipase At5g03810-like. NCBI's taxonomy places the organism in Eukaryota, Viridiplantae, Streptophyta, Magnoliopsida, Malvales, Malvaceae. Gene Ontology annotation, molecular function: hydrolase activity, acting on ester bonds. The record is from RefSeq and is a predicted model, not a curated record. Bases 1 to 903 code for a protein of 300 amino acids. The transcript has 4 exons.
AUGGGAGUUUCAAGUGAGUUUUUGGCUACUUUGGUUCUUGCUCUAGUUUCAUCAGUGGCUAAUGGAGACCCUCUUGUUCCUGCACUCAUCAUCUUUGGGGCCUCGGUUGUUGAUGUUGGGAAUAACAACAAUCUCAAUACGCCUAUCAAGGCGAACUUCCCACCAUAUGGAAGAGAUUUUGUUACUCACAGCCCAACCGGAAGAUUCUGCAAUGGGAAACUUGCCACGACUUCACUGCGUUCCAUAACAUUGACCCAACAGUUAACCUGCUACAAGGAGUGUCAAACGAAAGUGGAGAACAUGGUAGGAAAACCUAAAGCGAACGACAUAUUCUCUGGUGCCAUACAUCUUUUGAGUGCAGGAAGUAGUGAUUAUAUUCAGAACUACUACAUUAAUCCUCUACUCAAUCGAAUAUAUACACCGGAUCAGUUCUCUGACAUUCUCAUGAGAUCCUACUCUAGUUUCAUUCAGAAUCUGUAUGGGCUGGGAGCAAGGAAGAUUGGAGGGACAACCUUGCCACCAUCAGGUUAUUUACCCGCAGCGAUCACCCUAUUUGGUGGAGGAAGAAAUGGGUGUGUUGCCAGGUUAAACCAAGAUGCCAUAGCCUUCAACAAUAAACUGAACAGCACAUCUCUAAGCCUACAGAACAAGUUUCCGGAACUCAAACUUGUAGUCUUCGAUAUAUACCAGCCUCUCUUGGACAUGGUUACAAAGCCCAGUGACAACGGAAAACCACCUAUUGUGCAAAAGAGUUUCUUUGAGUCGAGAAGAGCUUGCUGUGGAACAGGUACUCUAGAUACCUCCUUGCUUUGCAAUGCCAAGGCCCAUGGGACAUGCUCCAAUGCUACAUCAUAUGUAUUUUGGGAUGGAUUCCAUCCCUCUCAAGCAGUAAUGAAGUCUUAG